Messenger RNA from Callorhinchus milii (elephant shark), 9378 nucleotides. RefSeq names its product LIM and calponin homology domains-containing protein 1. Gene Ontology annotation, cellular component: stress fiber. Gene Ontology annotation, biological process: actomyosin structure organization; positive regulation of stress fiber assembly; regulation of focal adhesion assembly. NCBI's taxonomy places the organism in Eukaryota, Metazoa, Chordata, Chondrichthyes, Chimaeriformes, Callorhinchidae. Gene Ontology annotation, molecular function: myosin II head/neck binding; actin binding. The record is from RefSeq and is a predicted model, not a curated record.
ACACUGCACCUUCCUUGGUCUCUGUCUCUGUCUGUCUCUCUGUAAUUCGGUCAGUGGCUGAGCAGCGCAGGGGAGGAAAUGGCCAGUCCCAGCGUUAAAGACAUGUCGUGGGGACAUCAACACCAAGACUCCAGCCCUGCUCCAGCAUUCACAGAGGCUCACACAUGGAUAGAACAAGUCACAGGCAGGAGCUUUGGAGAUAAGGAUUUCCGAGCAGGUUUGGAGAGUGGAAUCGUACUUUGCGAAUUGUUGAAUGCCAUCAAACCUGGAGCUGUGAAAAAGAUCAAUCGACUACCAACUCCCAUUGCAGGACUAGACAACAUUGCCUUGUUUUUGAGGGGUUGCGAAGAACUUGGACUAAAGGGAUCACAGCUGUUUGACCCGGGUGACCUUCAAGAUACAACCAACAAGUCUUCAAUCAAGGUAACUGAAUACAACAGGAAGCUGAAAAAUGUUUUGAUCACUAUUUACUGGUUGGGAAAAGCAGCAAACAGCUGCCCAUCUUACAGCGGGCCAACACUCAACCUGAAGGAAUUUGAGGGAUUGCUGUCUCUGAUCCACAAGGAGACCGAGGACACAGACAGCCCAAAGCGAAGCAUUCGUGACAGCGGUUACAUCGACUGUUGGGACUCUGAGCGCAGCGACUCUCUGUCACCACCCCGUCACGCCAGGGACGAUUCCUUUGAUAGUCUGGAUUCCUUUGGCUCGCGGUCACAACAGACACCAUCCCCAGAGGUGAUACUGAAGGGAAGUAGUGACGGUCGCGGCAGUGACUCGGAGUCCGAUGUGCCACAGAAAGCGCCGGAUGUGAAACGUGACGACAUGUCGUUGAGACGGGCAUCCUACCAUGAGCCCAAGGCCAACCUGCCUUUCAACCAGUACCUGCCCAACAAGAGUAACCAGACCGCUUACAUGCCAGCGCCUCUUCGGAAAAAGCGGGCGGAGCGAGGAGAUCAUUAUCGGAAGAGCUGGAGCAAUGCAACCUCACCUGUGGGAGGAGAGCGGCCCUUCAGUCAUCCUGAGCCUAUAGAAGAAGAGUGCAGUGAUGAGGAAUUUGCAGAGACACUUCCUGCGUUGUCCAGCGUUCGAGGGGUUGAAGACACCGAGGCAACUGAGAAGCUCAAAGUGUCAGGCGGUGAGAACUCCGGUGCUUGUGGCAAACAACUGCUCGUUUGUGUGGCUGAGUGUUCAGAGCACGAGGCCCCCAAAGGAGACACAAAAGGGGAGGAGAAAGAUGAUGAAGAGGCAAAACUGAAAAGAAUGCAGAAAGCUGGCAUCACAGUCAUGCCCGCUUCUAAGCGUUACACCAGCCCAAAUCCAUUCGAGGAAAACAGUGGCCAAACCACGCCAGAUAUCAUUCUCCGCAGGGAGAACGCUUUUUUGACAAACACUCAAAGCGUCGAUCUGGAGUCGGAGGAAGAGGGAGAGGAAGAGGAGCAAAAAAUGCCAGAUCUGGAGAAAGAUGACCUUGCCUUGCGGAGGACACAACUGAGUCAGUUCAAACCCAAAGUGGUCACCAAUCAGUUCCUACCAGGACCUUGCACGAAGAAGGAUAAGGAGCGAUGGGAGAACAUUAAAAAGUCCUCACAAAAAGCUGCCAGCAACUCUCAAGCUAGACAUCGGAAAAGGCCAAGCCCAAAUCACAUUCAGGCCACAGAGAGCAAGGCAGUUGCGCCACAGAAAGGGAAGACGUUCCUCAAGUCCCAGCGACGGAGCGAGUCUGAAGAAGAAGAGCCAACGAAAGCAAAAGUCCCAGAUGUGCAGCGAGAUGACUUGGCCAGGAGGAAAACCCUGGGUGGACUUACAAGUCGCCAUGAACCUCAGACCUUCAUUCCUACUACUGUCACACAGGCUGAUAUGGAAAUAUGGGAGAGGCUUAAGGUUUCCACUGACACAAGUGAGGAAGCUCCCAAGUCACUUAGACAUAAUUGUGAAGUGGAGCCAUUGCCCAAAAUUGAAGUAGAGAAAGCGACUCAAGAUGAUCUUGCCGGUCGUAAGGCGAGAGCCAAUAAACGUGCUUCGGGCAGCUGCCAGCGCUUUGUGCAUUUCGGCCCAGUGACUGAGAUAGAUCAGAAACGGUGGGAGAAGCUGAGCAUCGCCAAGGCUGGCUCAGACAAUGAGCCAGAGGACAAGGCAGGUAGCUGUGCUAUCAAGGCCUACACCUGUCAUCUCUUACCUUCAGUAGUCUCGGCAGUAGUCCAGACCUCACACGAUAGUGAGAGGGGAGAUCAAUCUCAAGACAUUGCUGAGAGGGAGAUCUGUUUGGCUUCGUACAAUGAUCUCAGCAGUAAACCCGAGGAAACCUUUACAGAAAUGUGCACAGCUGAGUAUUUUCGAAACCCUCCCUCACCAGUCCUGACCGUCCAGACUGUCAAUCUGAACGAAAGCAUUUAUAGUUCUAGUGAGGGAGAGGAAGACGAAGGGAAGAUCCCAGAUUUGGAGAAGGAUGACAUGAUGACACGCCGGAUAGGAGCCACCUGCAAGGCAAAAGGUCCUGCCUUUCAGCAGUUCCUCCCAGUUCCCAGCUCACAAAAAGGGGAGUCAAAGAAUGAGCCUCUUAAAGAAUACGAAAAGGACACAAAGAAUGUGAGGAGCUCCAAGGAUGAAGCACCGUGGACAUACAGUCCUACAGCUGCCCUUUCUGAUGAUGCAGGAAGUGUCAGCAUGAACGACAUGAGGCCUGAAGAUGACACUCUGGUGGAGCCGCACAGCAAAGCCCGACAUGAGGAAAUACGCAACAUUCACAAUCGGUUGCGUGAGGAACAGGACAAAUGGCAAGAUGACCUAGCUCGCUGGAAGAGUCGGAGAAGGAGUGCCUCCCAGGAUCUUAUCAAACGAAAGGAAGAGCGGGAAUUUGUGGAAAAAAUAAUGAGUGGAGAGCAAAAUUUAUCUGACAGACGGAAGAGCAUCAAAACAUACAAGGAAAUUGUAGAGGAAAAAGAACGCAGAGAGAAUGAGCUUCAAGAGGAGUACAAGAAAGCAAGAAACCCUGAAGAAGCUCAAGCCAUUCUGAAACGAUACUCUCAGAGAUUUAUCAUCAGCGAAGCUGUUCUGGAAAGCUUGCAGUUGCCAAAAUGCCUGGAGAGAAGCCAGUCUGUAGAUUCGGACUCUUCAUCCUCACCAACAAAAGAUACUAAUGUACUCAAGUACUUACGGCAACAGUCUCUGCCGGCCCAAAAAUAUACUGCCACAGUCGAAGCAAUGAUCAUUCCCCCCAGCCAAUCGCAGCUGAAUUUUUCCACAGGGUUAACAUCUCCGACCAGAACUGUUGCCUCAAAGGCAGUGCCUAUGUUAACUCCCAAGCCUUAUUCACAACCAAAAGAUUCACAGACGGUGUUGAAAUCAUUUAAGGUAGACGGAAAAAUUAAGAUGAAUGGAGAAACCAGCCCGACAUUUACCAGAGUUGAAGGGAAAGAAUGCACAUCUGUGGUUUCUGCUCUAUCCCUUACCAAAUCACAGAUGUUUGAAGGUGUAACACAAGUGGACUGCCACCCAUUAAUAUCACAGACUGAUGAUGGCAAGCUUGCGGCCAGACCUGAACUUGUGAAUUGUCUUUCAGUCAACAACAAGGAGAAUAAAGCUACAGAGAAGGAGGGCACUGAGACGUCAGUCAGUAUUGCCAUCACGCAAAAGAUAAGCACAGAGGAGAAAUCUGACUCGAACUUGUCCUGUAAUGAGAUUGAAAGACAGAUUGCAGUGGACGCAGCACAAGAAGAUUGUAAGGAAGACCAUCGAUGUUAUUCAGAAACAUCAACUCCACAUGAUGUGUUUUCAAGCAAUUUGGAUCCAAAGAAUGCAAUUGUGACUGAAGGGGUCACUGAUAAAAGUGUCUCCUUAAAUCAUGAAGGGGAAGAGCCCAGGGAGAGUGCACAGAAGUGGCAUGUACAAGAGAUGUUGAACCAGGGAUACUUCAACAAGAUAAAGCAGGUGAUGCGCUGGACUCAGCUCAGAGAAAAAAAUCCUGACAGUGAACUGGACGACAAGAACCAUCAGCCUGCAGAUGUUGCUGAACUUCAAGAGCCACCUAACCCUGCCAGUGUUCCGCUUACAGUUCGGAACUCCUGGCGACGCUCAGAGUUUUUCUCACAGUCAGCUGAAAUGGAGGCCAAAGAAAAUUUAAAUAUCCCAGUCGCUCCCUUAAAUAUCCCCAAGUGCUUUGAACGCUGGUCUUGGGAUCCAGAAGAAGAACGCAAACGCCAGGAACGAUGGCAGAAAGAGCAGGAACGCUUGCUCCAGGAAAGGUACAGGAGGGAGCAGGAGAAGCUCCGCCAAGAGUGGGAGAAGGCACAGAAGGAAGUGGAGGAGGAAGAACGUAGGUACCACGAAGAGGAACUUAAAAUCAUUCAGGAAACUGUGGCACCAAUAACUUCACGAUCAACUGGAUUCUCAAACCAGAUCCCCACAGAGUGGAUCUCACCACCAAUAACUGAGGAAAACAGAAAUCCUGCGCCCAUUGAGGAGACUGCAGCAGACAGGAAGCACAAACAGCUGGCUUUGCAGAAUCAGAAGCAGAUGGUGGAAGCAGAGAAUUGGCAGCCAAAGGAAGAGUGCCAAAGACUGGCAGAGGAAGAGAGGAACAGACAAGCAGCGCAAGAGAAAGGGGGCCAGGCAGGAGAACAGCAAAGGUUGACAUCAGAGCAAGUGGAAAAACUGAGCUCUAAGAAAGAUGAAAAUGUACAAAAGGAUCAUUGGGAUGACACCGCAAAGAACAAGUCAGAGAAUUCAAACUGGCAGGAGGUCAAUCAGCUGACAAAUGAAGAGCAAAGGUUAAAUUUGCAGACUGUGGCCCACACCAAUCAAAUGGAGACAGAAGUUGUUAGUGAAAGACUGAAACACGCAGACUGGCAAACAUCCACCACAGUCCACCAGCAACCCACAGCUCAGGCCGCAGGCUCCCCGGUAAAUUCAGACAGAAUUUGGAACACACAAGAGCUUCCACCAUCGCUUGAGCUUCAGAGAAUGAAAUCACACGGAGUCCAGGAUGAACAGAAGACCAUGUCUCUGGACAGAAGCUGGACUCAUCAGUCUAAUACAGGCAACACAAAGCGGUCUGGAUCUCAUGAAAAUUUACAGUCAGGUCAAUCUGUGCCACUUCCACACUCAACCUCUUCUCUGCAGCUCCAGUCACCUAGCAGGUCGGUCAGUGGUAAAAAGCUAUGUUCAACUUGUAGACUUCCCCUUGGGAAAGGAGCAGCCAUGAUCAUCGAAACACUUAGUCUUUAUUUCCACAUUCAGUGUUUCAAGUGUGGAAUCUGUCAAGGACAACUUGGAGACGCAACCACUGGGACAGAUGUACGGAUCCGCAAUGGUCUUCUGAACUGUCAUGAGUGUUACAUCAGGUCCCGAAUUGCUGGACAACCCACUACUUUAUGACCCUAAUGCGUAUUAACAACAGUCACUGGAAACCGGAAGGGACACAAGUGGACCGGAUGCUCAGUGCUGCCCUUCGUGUUGACUGCUUAACUGACAAUCGUGAAUAGGAACUAUCACUCACUGGCUUUUUCAUUAAGAGAAACACUCAGCAUUUUCACCACUUGUUAUAACCUGUGUUACUUUGACAGCCUAUACCUUGGAUCAUUUUCAUGUUUAGUGAAACCCCCAUUCUUUUGUGCGCAUAGAAACAAAAAUAGCAUACUUUGAUAUAUAUUUGCUGUUGAAAAAGCUUUUAACUGGAUUCAACAAGUAUUUAAUUAAUAUUGUGUGAUAUGUAAUUUAUUUUAUUGCCGUUCUCCAAUUAUGAGAAAAGUAAGACGUAAAGGUGCAACGAUUAUGCGAAUAAGUGAAUAAAAUACAUUUGUCCUUUAGAGUUAGAAAUAACCUCCUUUACCUGGAUCUAACCUGAGCCAUCUGUGUGACAUUGAGAGAAUGCAGCAAUCAUUCAAAUUUGAUAGAUUUACAAUUGUUCCAAUAUUGUAGAGUACUUAGUACCACAGGUAUAUUUCUUCAUAAUGUAAGAAUAUCAUCUCAAGGUCUGGCAUGCAGAAAACAAAAAGGAUAAUGAGGCAAUAACUAUGCUGUUCUUUCAUAGUAGCUAAUAACAAAAUGCAACUACAGAAUUUAUAAAUGUAUCAUAAAUCACACGAUUAAAUAAAAAUGAAAAGGAAAGCUUAAAUCUUUUGUCUUCUAGGGAGAACUUGUAUGUCAGUCUGAGGUUUAUUGCACCCCGCUCGCUGUGUUAGAAGGAAUAUAGUGAAUAAUCCAAGCCUGUGCUCAAAUAUUUAUUUGUCGCUGUUAGAGACAUCGGAUCUCAGAUUUUCAGUAUUGGAUAUCUUUCACCUAUUGUUUAGCUAAUUACUCCGAAUUCUUGUUUAUUUUCAUUGCAAAAAGAAAACAUUUAGUGGAAUAUAUACUUCAAGAUAGAGAUUGGUGGGUUUGUAGUAAAAUUAUACUAGGGUACCACUUACAUUCAGGCAACAGAAAGAGGAAGGAAUUGACUUUCUCCCAGCCCAUAAUUAGGUUUUCCUGGAAAUUAUGGAGCCUGACUGUGUUGUAACCCAGCCAGUUCCCCAUGUUUUUUUCCUAUUUGUUUGUUGUUUCCUUAUAUUUUUCUCUGUAUGCCUGUAAGUAGAGAUCAACCAAGAAAAGUAUUGGAACAAUGAAAUUCCAACACCAUUUUAAACAGGAAAAAAAUCAGGAGGUGAAGAUGCCAUGGUUCAUAACAGAUUCAGUGUUAUGGAGUUUGGGAUUUUUCACCCCAAGAUUGAGUUGAACAGUGUCCCCAAAUGCUUCAUUAGCUCUUGUUAUUUGAGUGGUAAAUGUAACAGAUUUGAAAACAUGAGAAGUCUACCUUGGAACUGAUCAGAACACAAUGAACAUUGAUUUAGCAUUUUUGCAUUUCCCCUUUAUAUUGCUAAGCCCUUAUUUCCAAUACACAGGAAUUCCUAAAGAUAUGGCAAUUACCCCAAAACAAAAAUAAAAUUAUUUUGGCGAUUGUUGCACCUUUAUUAUUAUAAAACGUUCUGCCUAACAGAGUAUCAGAAUCAUGUUUUUUUUAAUUAUUAAAAAAAACUCAGCCUUUCUAAGCAGGGAAUAAUUGGAUUGCGUUCAGCUAGUAUAAAUUAUUUCAGGAGCUGCCACAUCACUGCUGGAGUAAUCGGUAUGACUAGCGAGGACUUUAGCAAAUGACUGUGGAACUGAAGACUCAUUACUUGAAGUGGAUGGACCAGCUGGAAAUUGUGCUUUUUAUUGUUUAUGUAUUUUUAGUUCUAAAAUAUCAUUAUAUGCACCGCAGACUUUUAAAAUGUCACUCUCUUUGAUUUGUGAUUAAAGUCGCCAAAGCAAUCAAACAAUUAUACAGUAACUAGACCGAGACAUACCAUAAUUCCUUGCUUAGCAAAUAGAUGGGUCUGAACCCGAUACUUGGAAAUGAUUCUGUGGAGAACUGCGAGCACCUGAUAAGCCAGCUGCAUUGUAUCUAUCUGCCUCAGUCAGCCGCAAUACAAUAACACUUUGGUUCACUUAGAUCCUAGACUUUAAUGUGGGAUAAAUAUUAAAAAUGUGGCCCACCAAAAUUGAACGACAGUGUUAAAGAGCAAGCAAAUAAGCAGCCCUCUCUUUUCCUUGGUUGAGCAAAAAAUAUUUUUUAAAUAUUAAAAAAGGUUGGCAUUUAUUUAUUGAAAUAGAUAAAGCCACGUUUUGCAUGCUAAUUGAGGCCUCGAACAGAGGAAUCAUAAGAUAACUGUUUGCUGUAUUUUUUUUUAUUUGUAACCAUUGCCUGAUCGGUUUGUUGGAAUGUUAUAUGUUAGGUUCUUUCACAUUAAAACCGUGCCUUAGAAAAUGCAGGCUGUUGCACAUAGACGGUCAGAAAUAUUGAGCAUGUAUGUGAAUCAGACAUAAUUGGUGCCAUGUCUGCUAAGGAUGUGCUCUGGAGUGAGCUGGGUGCAAGCGGUGCUAGGAAGCAGACUGGAUCCUGAGGUCCAAAGGGCUUACUGCACGUGGUCAGCCAACAGUAGACUGAAGUUUUUGACCUUUCUGCAUGGUUUCAGCAAUAGCUGAUGUUGCUCCUGCAGAGAGAGAAACAUCCGUUGUGUAAAAUACAAGUUUUAGCACAAGGGAUUUUUAAAGUGGACUUUUUACAUUUUCUUGUACUCGCGCCCUCCUGAGAACUUACGGAUGUGGAGGAAGUCAUGAACGUAAAUGUAGUAGCACAUUUUGUACGUGUUCCAAUAGCCCCAUUUACAAACCUGUUUUUUUUGUUUGUUUUAAAAAUAUAUAUAUUUUAAAUGGAGACACUUUGGACCAGAGUCACUAAGCACAAGUGGUAACAUUACAAGUAACUUCCUGACCUGUAUUGACUUGCAGUCAACACAGAUUACUUAAAUAUCAAUACUUAAAACUCCCACCCGACAGUACUGCAGGCUUCCCUGGAAAAGACAUUGUGAAACACAUUCCUGAAUCGGGAAUGAUAGGAGCAGCACAUUUGUAUUUUGUGGUUGAGUGUGAAUCAGAGAAAGAAAUAAGGGUCUGUAGCAACGUGAAUUGCAGCGUGAGUGCAUGUCAAAGACAGAACAAAACCUGAACUAGCCUUAGCACAAUAACAACAACUUGCACUUAAAAUAGUGGCUUUUUUAUAAGGCACCACCUUGAAGCAUUUUACAGAGACGGAAUAGAAGUCCGGGCAUGUCGGGAGAAGGGAAAGGUAGGCAUGAGUCAGGUGAUGGCAUAGUCGAUGAGAGAGAAUUUGAGGUGAGUUUUGAAAGCAGAGGCAGAAGUAUUUUGGGAGAGCGCAGUAAUGUUAUUACCCUAAGCAGAGUUGAUCCCUUUCAUCAACCGAUAGUGUGGGCCCCCCCCCCCGAUAGCAUCUGAACCAAAAACAUUAGGAUUGCUUCAGUACAAAUAAAAAAUAGCCAAGGCAAAGGUAUUAUUUAGAGGUUACAUUUUGUUUUAAAAAUGUUCCACUUAUAGGUUUGGUUGACUUGCACUGAAUUUGGUAAGUGUAGUAAGUCCAUGUUUGGCUCAAAUGUCAACAUUAAGCUUUGUCAAAGGCUCAUGCCGUAUUUGUACCAGAUUGCCACCAGACUCCGAAAUUCAUGUUUGCAUGAUUGGAUGCAGUAUUUUAACAGCAGCAUGCAGUGAUUCUCUGCCACCAUUGACCAACAUGAAUGUCUGCAUAAAGAGCUCAUAACUGUACUUGGUUAACAAGGUUUGUCCAAAGCAUGCUUGACCAAACAUGGACUUAAGCUGGUGAAUAAUUGUAACUGGGGCUAGUGUUCAAACAUAAAUGAUUGAAACUGUCUGAUAUAUGCUACAGUUCAACUUAUUAUGCUGUAUUUAUUGUGAUUUGCCUCUAGAAAUAAUAAAAAGUACAAUGUGUUCAAAUAAUGCAACAGCUUUUAUAGUACAUGUAUGUUGUUUAUAAAUAAAAUGUUUAAAAAUUAA